Molecule: messenger RNA, 1856 nt
Organism: Aspergillus saccharolyticus JOP 1030-1
Lineage: Eukaryota; Fungi; Ascomycota; Eurotiomycetes; Eurotiales; Aspergillaceae
Product: TBC domain-containing protein
Exons: 3
Coding region: 411-1685 (424 amino acids)
Biological process (GO): endoplasmic reticulum to Golgi vesicle-mediated transport; positive regulation of GTPase activity
Cellular component (GO): endoplasmic reticulum membrane
Molecular function (GO): GTPase activator activity
Source: RefSeq, a predicted model, not a curated record
CAAAAACGUCGUCUCCCUCGGGACUGACUGGCCAACACUGAGAACAACAAUUACUCCUCCGGUCCCCUCUUUCUCUUGAAAUCUGGUGGCACACCUUCAUACCAGUAUCCAAUGGCAUCGGCAUGGUUUUGCUCGGUUCUUCUUGCCCAAAUAUAGACUGACAGCGAGCUUGCCUAUUGACAUGAACCCGACGUGCGAUCGUCAUCUGCAUACAAAGUAAACCUCAUUCGUCGAUCCUGCCUAGCGCGCAUCAAAGGUGGAUUCAUAGAUAGUUCAAUACCUGAGCACAGUGCCGGACUGAGCUGUCAGUUCGUUCUGAGCUGGCCACAUAAUUGCAUUUUCCGCGUCCUUCCCACCCUGAGUCUCCGGGACGAGGUUUGCCAAAGCAUCCGUUGCCUGCCUCGGCAAUAAUGGAUUAUCACCAGCCGCAGAGCAACGAACAGGGAGACGGCCUGGAGCUGGUUGACGAGAAGGAGCAAAACCACAGCUCAAUUGAAGAACCUUUACCUACGACCACAGUGCCGGUUGAUGAGCAAAAUGAGGCCCGUGCUACUGAAAAAGCGGAUGCCAUCCGCCGAGCAUGCGACCUGCGUGAUUUCGACGCACUGGUCUCUUAUGCCACAUCGGAAGGUGGCUUCCUGAAUGACGAUGUCAGACGAGUGGCCUGGCCCAUUCUCCUUCAGUGCGAUCGAAGAGAAUCGAUCCACGACUUCACGAGCUGGGAGGACCUGCCACCGCAUGCGGACGAGGAGCAGAUACAGCUAGAUGUAAAUCGAUCCUUUGUCUACUAUCCUGAGUGUUCUGACGAAGAGCUCUUGACGAAGAAAGAUGAAUUGUCUCGACUCAUCAAGCAAGUCUUGCGAAAAUAUCCAAUGCUAUGCUACUUCCAAGGGUACCAUGAUAUCGUGCAAGUGCUACUCCUUGUUCUUGGCGGCCACGAAGCCGCAUCUGCUGUUGCGCAAAUCUCGCUGCUGCGGAUUCGAGACUAUAUGCUUCCAACCCUUUCACCGGCCCUGAAACACCUCCACUUACUACCAGCGAUUAUCGAAAAAGCUGACUCUUCGUUACGCCAACACCUUGCUGGCAUCCAACCAUUCUUUGCCCUAGCGGCGACUUUGACCCUAUAUGCACACGAUAUCCAAGAGUAUAGCGACAUUGCUCGUCUAUUCGACUUCCUCCUCGCCGAAGAACCGGUGGUACCGGUGUAUCUCUUCGCCGCGAUCAUCCUCUCCCGCAAGAAAGAGCUGCUCGAGAUUUCUCUUGAGGAGCCGGAAAUGCUGCACUUCACCCUGUCAAAACUCCCCAAUCCCCUGGACCUCGACGGUCUGAUAAACUCUACAGUGCAGCUCUUCAGAGACUAUCCGCCAGAAUCGCUGCCAUUCGGAGCUUGGAAGCAGAUCCCGUCGUGCAGUGCCCUCAAGACCUCAAGGGGUAUUGUGCCAACUCACAGCAAAGACGAAGCUCUCAAAUGUUUUGGCCAGCAAUUACGGCAGCUGCGCUACGAGGAGAGCAAAGAGAAAGCAAUCACCUUCUUGUGGCAUAACAGAAGGACGAUCGGUUCGGUGGCUGUCACCGUGCUGAUUGGGGUGAUGUCGACCUAUAUAAGACGCAAGGGACUCGAUAGCACGAUCUGGUCAUACCUAGGUCGAUUCAGAUCGACCUUGCAGCACCGCGGCUAUCUGUAGACCAUUUGUGUCAUUGUUCCUGUCCGAAUAUAUUUAGAGGGAGAUGGAAUAUCUAUUGAGGACUGUAUCCAUAAUUGUCUCGACAGCUUCACGGCGGCAUAGAGAACUGCUGCCCAUGUGUACAUAGAGAGGGAAAAGUUGUCAUUUGAACGGCCCGAUGACAACCUGAAG